Molecule: messenger RNA, 603 nt
Organism: Prunus armeniaca (apricot)
Lineage: Eukaryota; Viridiplantae; Streptophyta; Magnoliopsida; Rosales; Rosaceae
Source: the annotation of a GenBank genome assembly
AUGGCGUCACCCCCAAUCCUGCUUAUGCAGACUGGCAUAAACUUGAUCAACAACUGCUCAGUUGGAUUAAUUUCUACCCUCACUCCUGGCGUGCUCUCUCAAGUUUCUCGUUGUCUUACAGCUCGUGAUGCCUGGAUCUCUUUGGAGAAACGUUUCAAUUCUCAGUCCCGUUCUCGUAUUCUUCAGUUGAAGCACCAGCUGCAAACCACCAAACGCGGUACCUCCUCCAUCACUGAUUUUGUCGAUCAAAUGACUGCUGUUGCUGAUAGUUUGGCUCUUGCUGGCAAACCCGUGGAUGAUGAUGAUCUUAUUGACCUUAUUCUCAAUAGUCUCGGACCGGCGUAUGAGAGCGUCGUCAACUCUAUUCAGUCUCGUGACCCUCUUAUGGCUGUUGAUGAUGUUAUUACCUUUUUAUUAACUGCUGAGACUCGUAUGGCUGAAUACAUCCCUUCCAUGAUGUCUGAUUCUACCACUCAAGUGUUUUAUGCUAAUCGUGGCCAUGACUUUUCAAAUCGUGGGUCCUCCUUUUCCCGUGGUGGUCGUCGUGGCGGCUUCUCUGGCUUCCGUGGUGAUUUUUCUGGCCCCGGUUCUUCUCCUGGUUGA